GAAAAAGAAUUGACCUUUGAGUGCUAAACAGCAGGUGGAGAGCUAAAAACCAGGCAGCUCAGGACUCUUCGUGAGGAACGUUAGGAAAAAUGAAAGUGUCAUUGUUUUCGACAAACAUGGCCCAUCUGGCUCGGCUUUGAGCGCAAACACGCACAUGAGAGUUUGUUUGCAAAGCGGCGGGAAGGUAAGGCGUCAGAGUAAUGGAGGGCGAGGAGAAGGCCGGGCCGGCUAUGGCGAGACACAGCCGUCUAACGGCCCUUCAGGAGCAGCUGGUCUGGGCCCUGCUAGAGUCGGGCCUGUCCAGGGAGGUCCUGAUCCACGCCGUGGGCGAGCUGGAGCACGACAGGGCCAACGGCAACGAAAAAGGGGAGAGGGGCGACGGGGAGAGCUCAGAGGAGGGAGAGAUGGAUUACCCGCCGCAGAUAUUCCGAGAUUUGGACAAGCUUCCGCCAGAGGAGGCGUCCAAACUGAGGGCUGAAGUGGAGCGGCUCCUGCAAGAGGACCCCUGGCAUGUUGCAAAAAUGGUGAAAAGCUACAUGCAGCAGCACAAUCUGCCUCAGAGAGAAGUGGUAGAGUCUACAGGACUGAACCAGUCGCACCUCUCCCAGCAUCUCAACAAAGGCACGCCGAUGAAGAACCAGAAGAGAGCCGCACUGUACAGUUGGUACGUCAAGAAGCAGUGUGAAAUCAGCCAACAGUUCACCAAUGCCAAACAUGGCUUCAUGUCCGUGGAGGAGACUGGCGAAGACACCAGGAAGGGUCGGAGGAACAGGUUCAAAUGGGGACCAGCAUCCCUGCAGAUCCUUUUCCAUGCAUACGAACGACAGAAAAACCCCAGCAAGGAGGAGAGGGAAGGCUUGGUGGAGGAGUGUAACAGGGCAGAGUGUCUGCAGAGGGGGGUGUCCCCCUCCCAGCUUGCAGGCCUGGGCUCCAACCUGGUCACUGAAGUUAGGGUCUACAACUGGUUUGCCAACCGCCGAAAAGAGGAAGCCUUCCGGCACAAGCUGGCUCUUGACACGCCUUACACCGGCCAACCUGUUUCUUCGUCCAACCCCAACCUUCCUUCAAGUCCAGAGCUCAGUGUCAAAUACAGCCAUCAAAUCCCAUGUGACACCUUGAAUUCAGUCAGAGGUACUGGAGGUGAAAGUGUUGGCCGCCUUGGAGUGAGUCCUGUCCAACUGGAGCCUAGCCACACACUCCUUGAGAGCCACCAACCCAAACUGGUAUCUAGUGGAGGACCACUGCCCCCUGUAAGCACUCUGACCUCACUGCACAAUAUGUCCUCCUCCCCUGCAUCAUCGCAAGGCCUCAUCAUGGCCUCCUUGCCCAGCGUCAUGAGCUUAGGAGAAUCCUCCCUUCUCAUUGGUCUGGCCUCAGCACAACCUCAAACCGUACCAGUCAUCAACAACAUGGGAGGCGGGUUCACCACUCUGCAGCCAAUCUCCUUCCAACAGCAGCUCCAUGCCCCUGGCCAGCAGCUGAUGCCUCAGCAGCUCCAGAGUCACAUGGGUGCCGGUUCUUAUUUGCUACCAAGUCACAUGUAUAACAAGAUGGAUUCGCUUCAGUACCCUUCAUCCAGUCUGCUGUCUCAGGCCAUGGUCAUUACGGACAGCCUGGGGACAUUGACCAGCCUCACAUCCAUCAGACAGAUUCUAUCAACAGAUCCUGAGGAACAGACAGACCCUUCAUUGCAGGACAAUUCUUUGCACCUGCAGCCCCAAACACCUGUACCAGCAGCAUCAAGCCAGAGCCCAGAGCUGUAUCCUGCCUCCCAAACAGAGAGCCACCAGUCGCACCUCUUGUCGCCUUCACCAGCAGACAUUAGCUCCUACAUUCCUACACAAAUGGUCUCCACUGCACAGUAGGCGAGCUCCAGCAACCCUUUUUGGUGGCCUCUGACUUAACUGCAGCCAGUUCUGAUGAAGCCACAAGAAGAUAAAAGGUUUAUAAGUGAAUAACAUGAACAAGGAUCACCGUUGGAAAUUAUUUGGUUUUUUUUAUACAAACAGAAAAUGAAUGAAAGAAAUUACAUCAGAACAUAUUUAAAUACUUUUUUGUAACCUUGGCAAAUUGUAUUUUCACUUAGAACUUGUAAACUCAACAUGAGCUAUUUCUAACAUUGUUUUUGUGAAAUGUAUACAAAAUAGUAUUAAAGGGCUUGUAAUGACA
This is a messenger RNA of Nerophis lumbriciformis (worm pipefish), 2169 nucleotides long. RefSeq names its product HNF1 homeobox a (gene hnf1a). Gene Ontology annotation, biological process: pancreas development; insulin secretion; positive regulation of DNA-templated transcription. Gene Ontology annotation, cellular component: nucleus. Gene Ontology annotation, molecular function: DNA-binding transcription factor activity, RNA polymerase II-specific; RNA polymerase II cis-regulatory region sequence-specific DNA binding. Lineage: Eukaryota; Metazoa; Chordata; Actinopteri; Syngnathiformes; Syngnathidae. The record is from RefSeq and is a predicted model, not a curated record.